Molecule: messenger RNA, 2594 nt
Organism: Cyprinodon tularosa
Lineage: Eukaryota; Metazoa; Chordata; Actinopteri; Cyprinodontiformes; Cyprinodontidae
Gene: slc32a1
Product: solute carrier family 32 member 1
Exons: 2
Coding region: 603-2183 (526 amino acids)
Biological process (GO): amino acid transmembrane transport
Cellular component (GO): vacuolar membrane
Molecular function (GO): amino acid transmembrane transporter activity
Source: RefSeq, a predicted model, not a curated record
UUUCUCCUGGUGGGGCACUGGCAGGGCUGGAGACGUGCUUUGCAUUGGCAGACGGAUGAGGACACGUGUCUCGUCCCUGCCUCCUUCCCCGGGCUCCACGGUACCGCAUUGGCAUCAGAAGAGGCACCUAAACUCCUGGGGAAAGCUGCUUGCCACGCUAUACUCCCCCCCAAAAGAAGGAACACGGUGCAAAGAGCCCGCAGGAACCUGUGGCAUACUUUUUUUCUCUUCUUUCUUUUUUUUUUUGGUCGUGCGUAAAGCGUUUGCGCACAGCGCCUUGGAGACUGGGAAGGUGCGCUGACAUUCGUCAAGCGGCAGAGCGCAGCGCCAGGAUGCAGAAACGGAGCAACGAAGUCUGAAGGUGACAUGAACCUGAGGAUAUCGAAGAGCAUCAGCCGCACACUUAACAAGAAGUGGAGAUAGCAACUGAAAACCGUCGUGUCUUGAAGCCAAAAUUGCGCUUUUCCUUGUGGCUUUAUCUCAUGCUGAGAAUAAGGAGCUGCAGAACACAGUAGCCUACAAUUUUUUCUUUACCAACCUGGACAAGAGAAACACACUUCUAACUAAUCAGUGGACGGUUUAGCUCUGACAAAGGAGGAAAAAUGGCGACAUUAAUCAGAGGUAAAAUAUCCAAUAAACUGUCCAACGCAGCCACGGCCGUGUCCAACAAAUCCACAGCAAAGGUGAGCGGGAUGUUCGCAAGAAUGGGCUUCCAGGCCGCUACGGACGAGGAAGGUCUUGGCUUUGCUGCCUGCGACGACCUGGAUUAUGAUCACCGCCAAGGUAUGCAGAUGGACAUUCUGUCCUCGGACGAGACCGGAGGGGAAGGUGGCGGAGACGGCGGCGGGCAGGAGGGGGACAGCCACUACCAGAGAGACGGCACCGGUCCACCGCACUCUGCCUCCAAGGACGGGGGCUCGACGAAUGAGUUAUCCGAAGUCAAACCAAAAAUCACCGCCUGGGAAGCAGGCUGGAACGUCACGAACGCAAUCCAGGGGAUGUUUGUUCUGGGCUUGCCCUACGCCAUCCUGCAUGGAGGAUACCUCGGACUUUUUCUCAUUAUUUUCGCCGCCGUGGUGUGCUGCUACACGGGGAAAAUCCUCAUCGCCUGCCUAUACGAGGAGGACGAAGACGGGCAGCUGGUCCGUGUGAGGGACUCCUAUGUUGACAUUGCCAACGCCUGCUGUGCGCCCAGGUUCCCAACGCUGGGCGGUCACGUCGUGAAUGUAGCUCAAAUCAUAGAGCUGGUUAUGACUUGCAUCCUGUACGUAGUGGUCAGCGGGAAUCUCAUGUACAACAGCUUCCCCAACAUGCCCAUCUCCCAGAAGUCGUGGGCCAUCAUCGCCACCGCCGCUCUGCUACCCUGCGCAUUCCUCAAGAAUCUGAAAGCCGUCUCCAAGUUCAGUUUGCUGUGCACAAUGGCGCACUUCGUCAUCAAUGUCCUGGUGAUAGCCUACUGCCUAUCCAGGGCGAGGGACUGGGCCUGGGACAAGGUCAAGUUUUACAUCGAUGUCAAGAAAUUCCCCAUCUCCAUUGGGAUUAUCGUGUUCAGCUACACUUCUCAGAUCUUCCUGCCGUCCCUGGAGGGGAACAUGCAGAAACCAAGCGAGUUCCACUGCAUGAUGAAAUGGACUCACAUCGCUGCCUGCAUCCUCAAGGGCCUGUUUGCCCUGGUGGCUUACCUGACCUGGGCCGACGAAACCAAGGAGGUGAUUACAGACAACCUUCCGCCGACUAUCCGAGCAGUGGUCAACAUAUUUCUGGUGGCCAAAGCUUUGCUGUCUUACCCGCUGCCGUUUUUCGCCGCCGUGGAGGUGUUGGAGAAAAGCUUCUUCCAGGAAGGAAGCCGCGCCUUCUUUCCGGACUGCUACGGAGGCGAUGGACGCCUAAAAUCCUGGGGACUGACCCUCCGAUGUAUACUUGUGGUGUUCACCUUGCUCAUGGCGAUCUAUGUGCCGCACUUCGCCCUGCUCAUGGGCCUCACCGGCAGCCUGACAGGCGCCGGGCUCUGCUUUUUGCUCCCAAGCAUCUUCCACCUCAAGCUCUUAUGGAGAAAGCUUCAAUGGCACCAGGUGUUCUUUGACGUCUCCAUCUUUGUAAUAGGAGGUAUAUGCAGCAUAUCCGGUUUCAUCCACUCCAUGGAGGGGCUCAUAGAGGCUUACAAAUAUAACAUAGAAGACUAGAGACGAGCGAUCAUUGGAAGCACAGAUGCAUCUCAGUAAAUUUGAAUAUCAUCACAAAGUAAAUGCAUUUUACUAACUCAGUUAACGCGAUAAAAUAUAUGUUACAUGGAGCGCGAUAUCUACUUAAAGCCUUUAUUUAAGUCAUUUUGAUGAUUUACCUACAGCUAAUAAAAAUCCAAAUUCUGUAUUUUUUUGAGAAAUUAUAUAUUACAGAAGGCCAUAAAAAGGUUUUAAAUAUAGAAACUAAUGUUAUACCAUACAAUGCCCUACAAGGCCAUUAGGAGGAAUGCAGACUGAGAGCUGUUAGUCAGACAUAAGUCAGUGACACCUUCAAGAAUUGGCAAGAACAGGAGCUUGUUAGAAGGAAUAUUCAAGGGUUUCUGUUUAAAACCAUUUACAUAGAAAUUUGAA